AUGGUCUCCGUACGAAUUGGUGGGCAGUUGGCGAAGAUACCGCGGCAUUCGAUCUGGAGGUACGGUCUUGUUGCUCGCUUCAAGUCGUCUAUCUCAAUUGAACCCGUAAUUAAUGAAGUACCCUAUGCAACAGUUGAGGAGAAAACGCUGUCCUCGAGAGUCUCAAACCCGGAAGCUUUGAUUGCAGAGCUUGAAAAAUAUACCAAAUACUUCCCAAAAGACAGAUUAACAAAUGGCCAGAUACAGUCCUAUAAAUAUCUAGUGAGAGGUUCAAACGAUCACCAAACAAUCAGAGUUGGAAUAAUUUAUGCUGACCAGGCGGCUAGAUCACGCUCGAAAGUGGUAGAAAGUUUGCUUGCAGACCCUUUGGCGCUGGAGAAUCAAGUUUGGUACGAUCCUGUCAAGUCCAGAUCCAGGAGCAGAAUAAAUAAAUUUGUGUCUCUUGACAGCCUUGGCGAGAAUCAAGAAAAGGGCGAAGAUCUAUACGGGGUGCAAUCUCCAUUGUUAAAUGCUGCCAUCAGACCUUCCUUUUCAGAAUCGCUUCAGCUGAUAAGAUCAUAUGAUGACAGUAAUAUUGUCUUGACAGAGAUCCAGGAGUUGGACCAAUUAAAUGCAUCCGAGUAUCACUAUUUAAUCAAUGUUGCUACAGAACUUGAGCAGCUCAUUUCGUCUCCUUACCCAAAGGAUAUACAAAGUAAAAUCUUGUUAAACAUAAUUGACAACACAGAAUAUUCUCCAUUCUCAUCUGAGAGCACUCCUGUGACAUUUGAUACAGUCAAUGUUCAGUCACAUACAAUCAAAAUCGAUUCAAAUCUUGUUUACAAUGGGAUUGAGGAGUUCUUAAAGUUUGAUACCAAAGCUGGCACUGUGUAUAUCGACUCCAUUCAGAAUAGUAAUAUUUUGGAACUCUAUAAAGCAAUUGUUUGGUACCUGAAAACCCAUACGUUGACGCAAUGGUUAUUGCAUGGAAUCAAAUUUCAAGUCAAAGGUUCAAUAGAGAAUAACGAAAAUUUGCGUAUCGAUCUUGCAGGAAUCAAAGAUCAGGAAAUCAAUAGAUAUAGCCAGCUUGUGCAUCUGGAAUUACAAGAUCACUUGAUCCCUGAUACCAGAUCUUUUUUCAAGAAGAAUUUAGCUUGGUGGAAGCUCUACUAUAAGAACGAUAAUGUGGAAUAUGAUCUCAAAGAUUUCUUCAAUAAAUCCUUCAUGAAUAAUAGCAUUGAGAAAUAUAACUACUUGAGAGGACAUAUCGUUUCUCAGCUACAAAACCAAAGCUUUGCAAAUUAUAGUUCAGAGAAGGAGAAAUCCAAUCCCUUGUUUGAAAUGAAGUACCAAUUGAUAAACCAGAGACUUUCAACCGAAAUUCAACCUCAUGUAUAUAAAAUUUUGGGAAAGGCGUUUACAUUGUAUCAGUUACCAAUUUCCGUCAUAUCAUUCCUUUCUUACCAAUAUUUCGACUUUUCAUCGAAUGCUGCUUUUGCUCUUGGAUUAUUAGGCUGGGUAGUUGGAUUUAAUCAAGUUUCCAAAGCAUGGACUGCGAUCACGUCAAAGUGGAGUAAUAACUUAUUUGAAGAAGUCAGAUUAUGUGUUGGUAAAGAUUGUAUUGAGAAAGGGUUGUUACAAGAAUUCUCUGUUCGUUUCGAAGAGGAACAGAAACUCUACAAGAUUAAGCAAGAGGUUCUAAAGAGUAUUGAUAAAGAAUGUAAGAUUAAGGUAUAA
Messenger RNA from Suhomyces tanzawaensis NRRL Y-17324, 1716 nucleotides. RefSeq lists its product as uncharacterized. The transcript has a single exon. The coding region runs from base 1 to 1716 and encodes 571 amino acids. NCBI's taxonomy places the organism in Eukaryota, Fungi, Ascomycota, Pichiomycetes, Serinales, Debaryomycetaceae. The record is from RefSeq and is a predicted model, not a curated record.